AUGUCGACACAGUUUGCUGCACCAAAUGUCAGCAAAGAUGACUUGAUGACUUUUUCCGAGACGCACUUCUCAGAUGCGGCACUAGGGAGGUUUAAAUCCGAUUUUUUCAAUCCAAACCAGCAAUCGGAUGCUGUCAACUCUGGCCCCUCGUUCGAAGAAGAUGGCGACAUCAUUGAGGAAGACGAUGGCCUCGGCUACUACUCUGACGGCGUGAAGCGCACGCUCACUGAUGAGCAAAUCGCCAUGUUUCGACACUCCGAGCUUGAAGCUCUGAGGCGAGAGCAGGAGCGAGCUGCUGAGCGCCGCUCAACGGUACCGUAUCCGAACCAAGCUGGUGAGGCCGGCAAUGAUGGCAGCCUGAAGGUUACCGAGUCGUCUCACCAGCCGGCCAAGGCAACCAAGAACAAGAAGAAGAGAAAGGGAGGGAAGGGCAAGCCUCAAGAGCCUAAGCCCGAUCUCCGUAAACGGACCUGGGACGUCGUCGAAGCAGGGCUCGACACUCUCGACUAUGAUUGA
Messenger RNA from Colletotrichum graminicola M1.001, 516 nucleotides. RefSeq lists its product as uncharacterized. Lineage: Eukaryota; Fungi; Ascomycota; Sordariomycetes; Glomerellales; Glomerellaceae. The record is from RefSeq and is a predicted model, not a curated record. The coding region runs from base 1 to 516 and encodes 171 amino acids. The transcript has 2 exons.